Molecule: messenger RNA, 2551 nt
Organism: Maylandia zebra (zebra mbuna)
Lineage: Eukaryota; Metazoa; Chordata; Actinopteri; Cichliformes; Cichlidae
Source: RefSeq, a predicted model, not a curated record
CGGCGUUUUUAUGGUACGCGGCGGGUUAUGGCUGAAAUGCAGUGCAAUGACGCCCCCGCGGUAAUAAACGUUCCAGCCCUGCUGACUAAAAUCGCCCCUGGUUUUAGAUGAGAUGUUAAUUUUAAUUAAUACCAACAUUUUGCUGCAUUUUUGUUAUAAGAAUAUGAACAUUCAGUGCAUAUUUGCACUGCGCAUUGUUCUCCUGGCACGCCAGAGUGUCACGUAUUUUAAAACGUUGUCAAAUCUACUUAAACUGUGUCUGGUCCAGUGCUGGCCCUUCACUGUCACUGAUGACACCUGGUCUAAGUCAUGCUUAGAAGCUGAUUGUUUAUGACAGCUGAUACAACGACUCAGAGAUAGCAUUAGCAACGGGUGGUAUUGACCAUACUACUACCAGAGCCUUGGGAUCCAUGUUUGGCUACGAUCCCGCGGCUGUUACACUCCUCGCUGUGUCGAGGGUAGACAGUAGCAUAACCAACUCCUCUAAAAUACUGUCCUGUCGGUAGCUAGCUCUGUCUGUUAGCUCUGGUGUCUGGGAUUAGCAGGUUUCUACUAAACCACUGCAGCUGAGGAUAAAGUUGUUCGAUCAGCAGCUCCAGUCCUUCGAGUUUACGUUUUGUGUGCGUGUGUCUUUUCUACAGUCAUUGGUGUGGAGUGGUUGUACUCUUUAGCCUAGCCUCACUCUUCAUCAGUUUCCCACUUCCGCUAUUUCCGCGCGUGCACCGCCGGUGUUUACUCGACGUCCAGACAAGCGAUAAAACGUGAACUGUGUGUGACGUAAUCCAGGACCCAGAGUGCAUCACACACAAACACAUCACACGUACGAAAAAUGAAAGCCACGCCCACUAACAUCAGCAGCUUCAGGCAAACGGGGCUUGACCAAUCAGCACCUCAUCUGAUGAUCAGCAGGUGUGAACUUUAUUAACGCUACAGUACCAAAGAGUCACACUCUGACUUCUACAUCUUUGCCUCAGCAUUACAAAGACUCCUCAAGAGGCUUUUAAUCCAUUCACACAAUGACUCGAAGAUCAUUUCAAGUGUGGAUUUUCCUGCUGUGUGCUUAUCAACUCUUUUCACACGCAACUGCUGAAAACAAAGACCAGAAAGUCAUCCCAGCUGAGUCUGGAGGGAAUGUCACUCUGCCAUGUCAAGCUCCAGACAAGGGCAUCUCCGUUAUAGUUGUAGAGUGGAGCAGAGCUGAUAUAGAAGAUGAAUAUGUCCUUUCCUACCGGGAUGGGCAGUUUGAUCCUGAGGACCAGCAUCCAUCUUUUAAGAACCGGGUGGAUCUGCAGAACAGACAGAUGAAGGAUAGAGACGUGUCUUUGAUUCUGAACAAUGUGACGAUUAAUGACACUGGAACAUACGAGUGUCGUGUUGUCCAGAGAAGAACAAGCCGCAGGAAGAGAGCUCAUCUGAAGACUGACCCCAUCAGCGUCAUCUACCUGAGAGCUGUUGAUCCUCCAGGUCAGACAGGAGGACUCACAGAGGAUGGAGGGAAGGAGGAUGAAUUUGUUGGACUGAAAGUUGGUCUGUCAGUUUCUGCUUUGCUUCUUGUUACUGCUCUUGUUGGUUUUUUGGUGUACAGAAAACGGCAACAGAGAAAUUAUCCUAAUGAAUUGUAGCAUGUUUGAAAUGCCCCAGAGGUUUUUACACCUUAAUGGCGGUUCAACCUCUCAGUGUUGACUGAAAUUAUCCAUCACAUUGUGUAUUUGGUGUUCAGCAUCUUUGGGAAAGACUUCAACCUGUUCUUUAAGGCACGCUAAAGAACUUAAACUAAGGAUUUAUUCAUCCGAAAAGAACAUUUAAAUAAUUGCUUAACUUUUCUUUUUUUCUUUGGUGCAAAACAUCAACGAUCUGUCCAGCAAACAUUUUCAGAUUCAAAGUUUGAACAUUCAAUAACAGCAUUAUUUGUAAAAUAUCUGAAAAACAGUCCAAAAAAACUGUCUGCUCGACGAGCUUCAUGAACACCAGCUGGAAAUCCUCAUAUUUGAAAAAGAAUGCUGUGAGGUGGAGCUGUACUUACAGUUUAAAUAGUUUCAAUUCAGAGUAUUGAAAGUUUAUUGUAUGUAGCUAUUAUUUAUAGAUGUUUUCUAAGCACUACUUGUACUGUUAAAGAGCACAUCAGCAUCUCCUUCUUUAAGCUGCUCCUGUUCACCACAGCGGAUCAUCUACCUCCAUCUCCUGCUGCAUGCCCCCCUAAACUAUAUCCAUGAAUCUCUCUGAGGUCUUUUCCUCCUCUCUGACAGCUCCAUAUUCAACAUCUUUGGCCCAGUAUAUUCCCAUUCCCUCCUCUGCACAUGUCCACUUUGAAUGUAAUGUUAGCAAUGAUGAAGAUGACUCAGAAUUUUGUCUGUACUCAUGAGCCUUCUUUUAUCAGAAUCUUUCUGAUCUGUUGAUGCUGUUUCUACUGGAGCUCUCCCCCUUCAUAUCCCUGUUUUUAUUCCACAAGUGUUUUUAUACCACAAAAAUCACAUGCCUUGAUAUGACUGUUAUUGUUGUUAUAUAAACCCUAUAUAAUGAAACCUAUAAAUUAAAGAAAAUCAGUCUCGAA